AUGGCAAGAACAAAAAAGACAAAGAGGAUUGAAAACUCUGAUGGCUCCUCUUUCCGAGUUCAGAUUAGUGAACUUUCAGACCAGUCGCCUGAUACCGCAGGGACCCAAGGUGGCCCUUCUGCCGAGAGCUCUGAGGAGGGAGCUAAGGUAGCCCCUUCCCACUUCACUGUUAACCUGGCCAGUCAGCAGACGACCCCUGAAGAAGAAGAGGGGUCGGGCCCCUCAAGGAGAGGGGAGGAGUCGGACUCUUCUAAUAGCGAGUCUGACUCUAGCUCUUCAAGUCGUCUCUCUAUAAACUCAGAGGAAAGGCAUUCUCGUUUGCAUGAGGCGAGACUGUCUCAUGCGGCUAAAAAGGGGGACGACUGGUCGGAACCAUCCGCCUCUCAUAGGGAGUUGAAUACUCCUUAUUACUGUCAUGUCCCAAAGGGCCACAUCAAGGCCAUGAAAGAGCGAAUAGACUCUUUUGUAUUGGACCAUGUGAUGGGUCCUAAUUUCCAAGUUUUUGUGCCGGAUGCUGAAGAUGCCGUCACCUGGCCAGCUAGAGCCAGCUAUGGGGACGCCUGCUUUGGCUCUGAAGCUAUGGACCACAUUUCUGCGUCAAAGAAGGCGGUCGCCUUGAUGCGGACCUCCAUCAUGCAGCAGAAGCGAACCUCUUCUGAAUCUCUUGCCAAGGAGACGCCCAUAGCGGGCACUUCCAAACCCUCUUCCUCCCAACAGCCGGACUCAAAAGUUCGGAAGAUGACUGCUGGGAGUACGUCUGGAUCUGCCAGGAAGCAGUCGGCUGACAAACAACCGAUCACCCCACAAAGUGUGGGUAAACCAUCACAAGCCCUUAGGGACAGUCGGCCGCCAAGAGGCGGCCAUCAAGAACCAGACUUGGUCGAGAUGGCCAAGUCAAUGAUCAAGGCUAUCCCUCUAGAGGAGAGGGAUGCGGUCAAGGGAGUCGGCACCCUUGACUUAGACGGCAUCAUGGGUCUCCUAUCUGAGAUCAUGAGGCAGGCGGCUGAGGAAGACGAGGCGGUUGACUCCAGCUCAGAGGAGGAAGAGGAGGUGGCCCUGCAACCGAUUGAGGUGGAUGCGCAUAAUGCUCCUGCCCCUGAAGGCGAGUCGUCAAAAGAUGGGGCUUUGAAGAAUCAAGCACCCGACGCUAAGCUCGACCAGGCGGCAGUUGAAACUCAAACUCCUCCCAAUGUUUAA
Chenopodium quinoa (quinoa) is the source of this 1197-nucleotide messenger RNA. RefSeq lists its product as uncharacterized. The transcript has 5 exons. NCBI's taxonomy places the organism in Eukaryota, Viridiplantae, Streptophyta, Magnoliopsida, Caryophyllales, Amaranthaceae. Bases 1 to 1197 code for a protein of 398 amino acids. The record is from RefSeq and is a predicted model, not a curated record.